AUGCCUUACAAAGGACAUCUGAGCAUAACAGUGUACAAGCCCAAGAAGCCAAAGAAAUAUGGUGUGAAAUUGUUCUUUGUUACGCAUUCCAACACAGGAUACUUCGUGGACUUCUCGGUGUAUUCCAGGGUGUUCUCCAUGCUGCGUGACUCUGUGUUCAGUCUUGUGGAUUGUUUCCAUAAACAGAGAUACCACCUGUUUAUGGAUAAUUAUUAUAACUCAGUAUACCUGACCCAGGAACUGUAUGAAGCAGGUGUGCACAUCAGUGGUACCCUUCGGUUGGUGCGUGGGGCCCAGAAUGUCCUCAAGAGGUUCACUAGCCAGCCACAACAUCUGGCAAGAGGAGAGACAGAGUGGCGGCGGAAGGGAGCUGUCUUCGUCAUCUGGUGGAAGGGGGUCCGACUCGUCCCCAUGAUUACAACAAGUCAUGAACCCAUCCAAGAAGAGGUCGUCCAGCAGAAGAAGACACUUCGGCAGGGCCGAGUUAUGUAUGAGGAGUUUCGUGUUGAGCGGCCUGCCUUCAUUGGGCACUACAAUAGGCACAUGGGAGGAGUUGAUCUCUUUGAUCAACUCAUCCAGUAUUAUCCCUUCGCCAGGAGAACCAGGAGGUGGACACAGAAGCUCCUCAAAUACAUUCUUCAGUUGGCCCUCCAGAAUGCCUACAACGCCCGUGAUGAUCCCGCCCAUGCUCAGAUUCAGACUUCUCGUCGGAUAGUGGACCCUGUGUGUCGGCUGCAGCCAGGGGAUCACACACUGGAGCUCCUACAAGGGCACAGGCAGAAACGGUGUUGGGUGUGCCAUUGA
Molecule: messenger RNA, 804 nt
Organism: Macrobrachium nipponense
Lineage: Eukaryota; Metazoa; Arthropoda; Malacostraca; Decapoda; Palaemonidae
Product: piggyBac transposable element-derived protein 3-like
Exons: 1
Coding region: 1-804 (267 amino acids)
Source: RefSeq, a predicted model, not a curated record